Messenger RNA from Urocitellus parryii (Arctic ground squirrel), 1172 nucleotides. RefSeq names its product clathrin light chain B (gene Cltb). Gene Ontology annotation, biological process: intracellular protein transport; clathrin-dependent endocytosis. Lineage: Eukaryota; Metazoa; Chordata; Mammalia; Rodentia; Sciuridae. Gene Ontology annotation, cellular component: plasma membrane; clathrin coat of coated pit; clathrin coat of trans-Golgi network vesicle. Gene Ontology annotation, molecular function: clathrin heavy chain binding; structural molecule activity. The record is from RefSeq and is a predicted model, not a curated record.
UCCCGCCGCGGCGCCUGCAGCGGCAGUGACAGGCGAGCCCCGCCCGGUGGCGGAGAGGAAGUGCGGGGCCGCCGCGCCGAGCCCGUCUCCGCGCAGGCCGGCUCCCCCGGGCGGCUGGGUGACAGUGUCGCGGCCGCCGGGCACAGCGCGGGGCAAGCGCCGGGCAGCCGAGAGCCAGGCGGAGGCUUCAGCAGAGACGCCGGGAAAAUGGCUGAUGACUUUGGCUUCUUCUCGUCGUCGGAGAGCGGGGCCCCUGAGGCGACUGAGGAGGACCCAGCGGCUGCCUUCCUGGCCCAGCAGGAGAGCGAGAUCGCCGGCAUAGAGAAUGACGAGGGCUUCGGGGCACCUGCCGGCAGUCAGGUGGCCUCCGCGCAGCCGGGACCCGCGAGUGGGGCUGGUUCUGAAGACAUGGGGACUACUGUUAAUGGAGACGUGUUUCAGGAAGCUAAUGGCCCUGCUGAUGGCUACGCUGCAAUUGCCCAAGUUGACAGGCUGACUCAGGAGCCCGASAGCAUACGCAAAUGGAGAGAGGAGCAGAAGAAACGGCUGCAAGAGCUAGAUGCUGCCUCUAAGGUGACAGAACAGGAGUGGCGGGAGAAGGCCAAAAGGGACCUGGAAGAGUGGAACCAGCGCCAGAGUGAACAAGUUGAGAAGAACAAGAUCAAUAACAGGGCAUCUGAGGAGGCAUUCGUGAAGGAAUCCAAGGAGGAGACUCCAGGCACAGAGUGGGAGAAGGUGGCCCAGCUCUGUGACUUCAACCCCAAGAGCAGCAAGCAGUGCAAAGAUGUGUCCCGGCUGCGUUCGGUGCUCAUGUCCUUGAAGCAGACGCCGCUGUCCCGCUAGGUGCCUGUCAUAAGCAUGAUCACAAAGCACGGGCCACACCAGGGCAGAGGAGCAGCAGCUGCUUUGGCCAGGGUGGAAACUUCCUCUGGCAGCUGCUACACACAGCCUAUUCCGUUCCUCUCCAUCUCCCGGGGCUGAGAAAGGGGACCCUGACCCCUUUGGUCCCUUGCUCUCUCCUGGCCCUAUGGUCCAGCCCCUCAUGGCUCCUCCUCAGUCCACUCAAUUGUGACUGUCCCUCUUGAUUUAUUUUUUUUUUCUUGCUUAAAGGGUGUGUUGUUAACUCUUUUUACACCUAUUUAUUAUCAUCCUCAUUUCUCUGGAAGCCACAA